AUGCUUCCAGCGAUCCUCAUUUUGAAUGACCGCUACUAUCCGAGUUCCGCAAACUCCCCUGCUAAAGUUGGGGCGACUGCUUUUGCGUUACAAGUGAUACGAGUUCUGGAGGACGCGGGGCUGUUUGGCGGCGUGAUUCUCUAUGAUCGUCAGGACCACUUAGCGGCGCCCGUUGUACAGCUUGUGACAAGAGAUUCAACACCAUGCGUCAAACUGUCUUUCAAUUUUGGCAUGGACACCGUGCAAGUUCGGUAUGCCUUAUAUGCCGCCACAGCUCUACUCAUGGCAAACUUCUCAAAUAGCCUACCACCAAUGCUAUAUUAUCAAACCGACACACUCCUCAGAUAUCAUCCAAAGCGUCUACCUUAUUGCGUCACCCACCACGGCCCUUUCUACGGCGAUUUCACUCGCCACUUUACGGAAGGCCUUGCUGCUAUAGCAUAUGGCUCCGACAACAAAGCUUCUCAUCUGGCAGAGACUCAGGAAGAGGGCUUGCGACAACUCAAAGCUUCUGAUCGUGCCUAUGUUCUACAGCAUUCCAACAAACAAGGCGAUUAUCUCAUGGAGCGAGGUAUCGAUCCUGCCCGAAUUCGAGCACUCAAUCCACCGAUCCAUUCAAUGAGAAUCUACCACCAUCAUAAAACAGCCAAUAUCGAAGAACUUGUGUCCUUCUCAUCGAGUGAAAGAAAUCUUAUAUUUACUGCCGUUGCUCGUUUAGAUUAUUUCAAGAAUAUAGAGCUAUUAGUAGACUCGGCGGUGUCACUCCUCGACCGCGGAAAACUUGUACGCUUACUGAUAGUGGGCGGCGAAGGGACUUCAGACACAGCAUCAGCGAGAUUGAUAGCCCGCGUCCCACAAAAACAUAGCGCUCAUGUCAAGAUCACUUCCAAAAUUCCGAAGGAUGACAUGUAUGCACUCUUUGAUUUUGUACGAACGCAUGGAAUAUUCGUUUGUACAUCACGUUAUGAGACUCUUGGGAUCACUCCACUUGAGGCAGCCCUGAGCGGUGUAACGACAGUGAUGCCUGACUGCAACCUUGUUGAAGCCUCACGUUAUUUUCCCUCAAGCUUUCGCUUCGACCCUACAGUAACCGGGCUUUCGCAUGUAUUAGAAGGGUUCCUUCGAAAUGAGUUGGAAGAUUCUGGACUGGAGCUGCAACACUUCAUUAACAGCUUAAUUUCAGAGGAGAGAUUUGUAUUUGACUUGCUGACGGCAUGGUCCGAAUUCUCACAGCUUGCCCUCAAAAGUUUAGCCAGUUCAAACAGAACCGCCUAUAAUAAACCCACUCGACCAUUGAAGAUCAGAGGUCGAAGAUAUUCCAUGUAA
Molecule: messenger RNA, 1326 nt
Organism: Botrytis byssoidea
Lineage: Eukaryota; Fungi; Ascomycota; Leotiomycetes; Helotiales; Sclerotiniaceae
Exons: 1
Coding region: 1-1326 (441 amino acids)
Molecular function (GO): glycosyltransferase activity
Source: RefSeq, a predicted model, not a curated record